CCAAAGGACUGAACAGUACAAAUCGGACCGAUGACGUCAUUAUUGUGUCAGACUGUUAAGAUAAAGGAGGUGACAGGUGGUUGCUGCAGAGAUCCUCAUUCACGACAACAGCUGGACGCCCCCUCUCCUCCCUCCAUUGGGAGCGCGCCGUGAGAGCCCGACAGAGCGCGGAAUCUCCCGCCAUUCCCUCACUGCUUCUUCAUCGCCGGCGUGCGCGUCUUCUUUUUCUCUCGCUCACACGCACUGACCCGCAAUGUGGGCGAACGUGCGGCAGCCGCAGCACCCGGGCGCACACUCGCGCAGCAGCGCCCUCCGCUGAGCGCAGAACCCGCGAACAUUUGGCGGGGUUUUUUUUUUUUUUUUUUUCCUCCCUCUCUUGCUUUUUUUCUUGUCAAAUUGAUAAGGAUGAAGUGGCGCCAAGUAUCCUGAGUGGUUUGGACUCCGCAGCUGGUUCCGGAGGGGAGAGGGGGUUGGGGUCCAGUCAUGGGCAGCCCGGAACCCACGCCCCUCAGCUUCAUGUGGCUCGUGCACACGUGCGUGCAGCUGGCACGCUGCCAGGAGCUCUUGGCGCCACAUUCCAUCCGCGUGGAGGGUGACGUCACGCUCGGGGGGCUGUUCCCCGUGCACGCCAAGGGGCUGCCCGGUGGUCCCCCGUGCGGGGACCUGAAGAAGGAGACCGGCAUCCAGCGCCUGGAGGCCAUGAUGUACGCGCUUGACGUCAUCAACAGCGACGAGCGCCUGCUGCCCAACAUCACGCUGGGCGCGCGCGUGCUCGACACGUGCUCGCGGGACACACACGCGCUCGAGCAGUCGCUGACGUUCGUGCAAGCGCUCGUGCAGAAGGACACGUCGGACGUGCGCUGCACAGACGGGGACGCGCCAGUGCUCGUGGAGGCGGAGAAGGUGGCGGGCGUGGUGGGCGCGUCCGCCAGCUCGGUGUCCAUCAUGGUGGCCAACAUUCUGCGGCUCUUCCAGAUUCCACAGAUCAGCUACGCGUCGACGGCUUCCGAGCUAAGUGACGAGCGGCGUUAUGACUUCUUCUCUCGCGUGGUUCCCCCCGACGGCUUUCAAGCUCAGGCCAUGCUGGACAUUCUCAAGGCGCUGGGAUGGACGUACGUGUCCACGGUGGCGUCGGAGGGCAGCUACGGCGAAAGGGGCGUGGACGCCUUCUUGCAGCUUUCGAGAGACGCGGGUGGAACAUGCGUGGCUCAGUCUGUGAAGAUUCCACACCACCCCACAACAUCCUUCUUUGACAAAGUCAUCCGCCUCCUGCUAGACACGCCCGCCGCCCGUGCCGUCAUCCUCUUCGCUUCUGAUGAUGACAUCAGAGGUGUCCUGAGUGCCAGCAAGCGUGCGCAGCAAGUGGAUCACUUCCUGUGGAUCGGCUCCGACAGCUGGGGCGCUAAUAAUGCUCCCGUCCAUCAGCUGGAAGACAUCGCCACCGGCGCCAUCACCGUCUUGCCCAAAAGAGCCACCAUCAAAGGCUUUGACGCAUACUUCAUGUCACGCACGUUGGAGAACAACCGCAGGAACGUUUGGUUUGCUGAGUUCUGGGAGGAGAACUUCCACUGUCAGCUGACAAACACGCCCACACAACGGCACGCCGCCAGAAAGUGCACGGGUCUGGAGCGGAUCGGCAUGGAUUCCAAGUACGAGCAGGAGGCCAAAGUGCAGUUUGUGAUGGAUGCCGUGUAUGCCAUGGCCUACGCGCUCCACAACAUGCAUGCUGACCUUUGCCCCCCGAACUCCGCCGUCUGUCCCAAUAUGGAGAUGGCUGGUGGCAAGAAGCUGCUUAAGUACAUCCGCGCUGUCCAUUUCAACGGAAGUGCCGGUACUUCAGUCACAUUCAAUCAUAACGGCGACGCCCCGGGACACUACGACGUCUUCCAGUACCAGUGGAACGACGCCAGCGGGCCAGGAUACCGAGUCAUAGGACAGUGGACAGAAACUCUGCAGCUCAACGUGGAGGACAUGCGAUGGGGCCGCGGCAAACGGGAUGUUCCUUCGUCUGUGUGCAGCCUUCCGUGUCGGGCGGGCGAGAGGAAGAAGGUGGCGAAGGGCGUGGCCUGCUGCUGGCACUGCGAGCGCUGCGACGGUUACCAGUAUCAACACGACGAGUUCACAUGCAAGUUGUGCGCCUUCAACAUGCGACCCGACGCUAACCGCACUUCCUGUCAGCCCAUCCCUGUCAUCCACUUGGAAUGGGGCUCCCCGUGGGCGCUCGUGCCCGUCUUCCUCGCCAUCCUGGGCAUCGCUGCCACGCUGGCUGUCACGGCCGCCUACUUGCGUUACAACCACACGGCCGUGGUGCGCGCAUCCGGCCGCGAGCUGAGCUACAUGCUCCUGACGGGGAUUUUCCUGUCCUACGUUGUUACUUUCCCGAUGAUCGCCAAGCCGGACGCGGGUGUGUGCUCGCUCAGGCGCAUAUUUUUGGGGCUGGGAAUGUGCAUCAGCUACGCCGUCCUGCUCGCCAAAACACACCGCAUCCACGCUAUCUCCGGAAGGAGCAAGGUGUCAGUGGCGACACACCGCCUAGUCAGUCCCGCUUCUCAGCUCGCCGUGGUCUGCUGCCUCGUCGCCGUCCAGCUGCUGGCCACGCUGCUCUGGAUCGCCGCCGCCCCAUCCCGCGCCAUGGUCGACUACGACCAGCGGAAAAGCGUGGAGCCGCGUUUGGCGCGCGGCGUGUUGAAGUGUGACAUGGGCGACCUGCAGACCAUCUGCACGCUGGGUUACGCCAUCCUGCUGAUGGUUGCGUGCGCGGCCUACUCCAUCAAGACGCGCCGCCUGCAUGACGCCGUCCACGAAGCCAAAGCCAUCAGCUUCACUGUCUACACCACUUGCAUCGUCUGGCUCGCCUUCAUUCCUAUUUUCUUCGGAACGCCGCGAUCUGCCCACAAGCUUCACAUCCAGACCACCGCUCUGACCAUCUCCAUGAGCCUCAGCGCCUCGGUGGCAUUGGGAAUGCUCUUUCUUCCCAAGGUGUACGUCAUCAUCUUCCACCCGGAACUCAACGUAGCCCAGAGGAGGCGGUCCUUUAAGGCGGUGGUGACGGCGGCCGCCGCAACUUCAAGAUUGGCUCACAAGGUCAGCGAGCGACCCAACGGCGAGGCCAAGACUCAACUGUGCCACAAUGUGGACGCCAGCAGCUAAUUUCCUCUGUUGUGACAGGUGACUUGACCUGACACCAUCUUCCAUCAGCUUGUUGCUUUUAUGAGAAGGGGGGAGGAAGCUUUUUUCGGCGAUGUCUCACUCUGACGUCCAGGUAGAGACAGUUUGACCUGAAAGGUUCCAAACUUCCUGUCAACUUUUUUUUUUUUUGGAAUGAAGCCAUUGUUUAGCAGCCAUUGAAAUAUGGACCAUCGCCAAAUCUGACAUAAGUCAACAAACAUUCCAAAGUGGGAAUGAAAGUCAGUUGGUCAGCAUGCUAUGUUGUGGUUUGAGCAUCUGUCUUCAACAAGAAUGAUUGCUUCGUUGUUUACUUUUACUUUAGGAGAGCAAAACAAAUCCAGUAGACGAAUGUAGACACAUGACCAAAUAUGGGCGAGACUUCUUUGAGGUGGUACAUGAUUGCAGUGACAGUUAUGGGAGGCUGAACACUCACUGCGGUGGGCGGGGCUUUUUUCCUUCCUUUGAAAGAAUUUCUUGGCGCCACCUCCAAGCUGCUUGUUAAGUCAGAAAUGAAAAACAAAAAAUAAUUUUUAAGGGCUAUUUAUUUCAAAGAUGGAAUAUUGGUUUGGUUUGCUUCAGACUUGCAGCAUGUGUUUCAUUUGUGAGUUGUGUUAUUCUAUGAUGUCCUUCACUCAGGCUGUGUCUCAAAUGGAAUACUUCCUUCCGUCAGUACACUUCAAUAAGUCACACUGUAGCUCCUGAGUGUGCAUAUGUUCACAUUGUGGAGUGGAAAUGACCAUCACGAUAUUUACCCUAUCUGUUUCCUCUCUCUUUUUCAACAAUGAAUUGGGACUACUCAAGUUAGUCUCUCCACUGGCAAUUCUUGCAUUACCAUAUUUUAUGGCGUUACGAGUGUCGACCUGCAAGCGCAUUUUGACCCUUUAAUACGCUUUAAUCAUAUAUUGUUGUUUGCCCGUGUCACUUUCACUCACCGUCUCGCUUCUUGCAAACCUUCUUGGGUAGCGUGGCGUCAACCUCAAAACUUCACAUGGCAUAAAGGCUGUGAUUAGUCAGCUUUUAGUACUUUGGUUCCUGUGUGUGACUCCUUCAGGGGGCGUUCAACCCACCUCCUAAAAUGCAUGGCUUAGUUCCAGCUGCUAUAACACUCCCCUUUUCGCUUUAAUUGGCCAUCGUUCACUUGCAACAAGGGAAGCUAACAAGCUCAAUAGUCAUGAGAGUUGUGGUUGCUCACUGAAUUGUAGUGAGGGUGUUCAUAAAGUGUGACCCGUAGCUCAAUUAAGUGUUUUUCACUUGUCUAAUUAUAUCUGUUUUUUUUUUUUUAAAUGCACUAAAAAUGCUAGGUGUAAGUAUGGAAGUGUGCUAAUUGAAGCACAGCCCUUGUCUCCAGUGUUGUAAAAUUGUGGAAAAAUCAUGCAUGUGUUUAUUUGUGACCUCUGCAAACCAUGUGACCUGAUGCUGCAUGUUUUCUUUUAUUUACUCUUUGUUGGACGUCCUCAUGAAGACCACAAGUGCAUAUGUUUGUGUUUGUUGUGUGCAUGCGUGUGUUUGUGUUGCUCGCUGCUUUUGUGCACAAUGUUGUGGUGGGACCAUGACCUUUAAUGCCUUUCCUGUGAUCUGGUCAGAGAAUGGAUCAAAUAUAUUUGUUACUUUUGAUAACAACUCUCGUGUGUGUUGUUGUUUUCGCUCCCUCACACACAAACACACAGAGUCAAUACAGGUUACUCUCUCUCAUAAGUUGCUACAGUACCUCACAGGUCUAUAGUAUGCCUCUCAUAUUUCAUUAUAUUA
Nerophis ophidion (straightnose pipefish) is the source of this 4917-nucleotide messenger RNA. It is a transcript of the gene grm7, whose product is annotated as glutamate metabotropic receptor 7. The transcript has 11 exons. Gene Ontology annotation, biological process: G protein-coupled glutamate receptor signaling pathway; regulation of synaptic transmission, glutamatergic. The record is from RefSeq and is a predicted model, not a curated record. Bases 484 to 3150 code for a protein of 888 amino acids. Gene Ontology annotation, molecular function: group III metabotropic glutamate receptor activity. Gene Ontology annotation, cellular component: membrane. Lineage: Eukaryota; Metazoa; Chordata; Actinopteri; Syngnathiformes; Syngnathidae.